AUGGCAUAUCAAUCGACGGGCCCCUACAGCGGCAAGGCUGACCAUAACAGCGCAUCCAAGCUGUCUAGCGGCUGCAUCUCGCUUGCAGACGGCAAGCAACAUAGAAAGCUCUGUCAAUGCCACGAGACUGUUAGGGCAAAGGUGUUGAACACGUUCGUCACCAGAGGAAGCUGCAAAGUCAUCGACAGGUCAAUGGUCGAAAUCCAGAAAAAGAUGCUGGCUCAUCAUAAACCUGACCGUGUUAUCGGGCUAAAAAGAGCUGUUGAGUUAGAACACCUCCUCACUGCUAACCCUAGCGUCCCGGGAACGGUGAUGGAGGACGAGUCUGGAAGCAUCCAGCAAUGUGCAGUUCGACCCAUUUUUUGGUUCCUGGCAAAUCGUGGAAAUGAAUGGAGAGUGUACGCCUGCGUCCCUGACCGCGGUCAAACUGCUGGACCGGACAUUCCGGGGCUGCAGGCCCAGACCAGUAUAGCUAUCCUAUCAGGGAUAUCAAGUCCUUCACCGAUUGAACCCGCCGAAAUCUCGCUGGUCCCUCCUUGGGGGACUUCUGAACAUAACAGUGGCUGGCAAUCCGUACAAUCAGUCUCUACGGUCCCUGAUGUAGUCGUCAAGUCCGAGAUUAAAGAUGAUUGGCGCCGCCUGGGGAAGCCCCAACACCCGUCCCUCACCAAGCGACGGUCCCUUGCUCUAUGCUUGCCUGCAUUGGGGGGCGACCAACGACAUGUUGACUGGGUGCUGACGAAAGAAUUAGCGUGCAUAACGGCGUCACCGGUUGCCAUUGCAGCCUUCGCAAAUAUUAUUGAUUACCCCACUGCAACAAGAAAUCUGCUUCUAAGCGCCUCGAUGACAUCGACCGAACGUGCGCCGCGCCUGAUCCACUGGCUCCGCCACCUUCCGCUGCUUGAACGAGUUCAAGCAGCGUCCAGGAGUCAGUUCCUGUAUUUGAAGGCGUUUUACGGUCGUAUAACAGCGGAUGACUGGAUCGAGAAUCGCGAGAAAGCGGCAUUUACUUCUCGUCUCUGGGAAUGCCGAGACUCGCAACCACGGACUUUCCUCAGAUGCCUCAAAAAUACCUACUCAAUUGCAGGAGCAAAACCACACUUUGGUGAUCCUGAGCAUGAUAACAAAAUCUUGCGGGUGCUUCGAGUUCCGAGAAUUGCCAAACAGUGA
This is a messenger RNA of Aspergillus nidulans FGSC A4, 1170 nucleotides long. RefSeq lists its product as uncharacterized. Lineage: Eukaryota; Fungi; Ascomycota; Eurotiomycetes; Eurotiales; Aspergillaceae. The transcript is spliced from 6 exons. Bases 1 to 1170 code for a protein of 389 amino acids. The record is from RefSeq and is a predicted model, not a curated record.